This is a messenger RNA of Daldinia loculata, 2190 nucleotides long. Its product is annotated as WD40 repeat-like protein. Gene Ontology annotation, cellular component: catalytic step 2 spliceosome. The record is from RefSeq and is a predicted model, not a curated record. The transcript is spliced from 2 exons. Gene Ontology annotation, biological process: mRNA splicing, via spliceosome. Gene Ontology annotation, molecular function: mRNA binding; protein binding. Lineage: Eukaryota; Fungi; Ascomycota; Sordariomycetes; Xylariales; Hypoxylaceae. Bases 144 to 1742 code for a protein of 532 amino acids.
UCUAAAGCACCCCUGACGUCUAAAGGCUCUAAGCUGCCGGAGUGCAAAAACACUACCUACCUACGACCCACUGCAUCUUCAAACACGCCUACACUCCAUUUACAAGCGCGCAUCAACCAUAAACCAUAGUACACAGAAGCAAAAUGAAUAACUUCGGGGAAUAUCCGCCAAAUAUGGCACCCCAAGAUGCGCUUAUAGUACGCGAACAUGCUGAACCUGAUCACGCUGUCGUGCCUUACACCGGCGAAGAUCUUGCGCGACCUAGACUCGGGCCUCUCAAUCCAUACAAGGACGAAGCAAAUGCGCUAAAACGUAAAAACAUCCUCACCGGCCAUGCAGAAGAGACUUUCCUCAGCGAACAUACCUUUCGAAGUAAACAUCGCGCCAUCGAACGUAAGGGCGGUCCAGAGAGGGAAUACCAGUCCGGUGCUUCAGUGAAGGAGGAGGCGGCCAAACUAAGGCAAUCGAGGGAAAAGAAAGGCAACGCGACUAUCGCCGAUGGAGAUGGCGCAUACGUAGGACCCUGGGCGAAAUAUCAGAAGGAUGAAUACGAAGAAGUUGCAGAAGAUGAAGAACUAGCAAGUGACGAAGAGGUCGAAUAUGUUUACGAAGACGAAGACGAAGACGACGUCGUGGCAAGCGGUACUGUCGUCUCGGCACCGGUGGAUGCCAUAGCCAGGAGGAAAGUAGUAGAGGAAUUAGGAGACGAGCAAACCAUAUUCCAUGGCCAAGAGGAAUACGACUACCAAGGGAGGACCUACAUGCACGUACCCAAAGAUCUGGAUAUCGAUUUAGAAAAGGAACCCGGCAGCAUCACGAAUUACAUCCCCAAGAAGCUGGUUCAUACAUGGAAGAACCACGACAACAAGGCUGUCACCGCUCUUCGAUUCUUCCCGAACUCGGGACAUCUAUUAUUAUCAUCUGGUGCAGACAGCACGGUCAAGAUAUGGGACGUUUACCACCAAAAGGAACUUUUACGAAGUUAUCUGGGCCAUUCCAAAGCUGUCUCGGAUAUUUGCUUUAACAAUUCUGGCACGCAGUUCCUCUCGGCAUCAUAUGACCGCCAAAUGAAGCUGUGGGACACCGAAACAGGUGCCUGUAUCAACAAGUUCACAACCGGCAAGACACCACACGUCAUCAAGUUCAAUCCCUCCCCAGAGCAUGCGCAUGAAUUCCUCGCCGGUAUGUCGGAUAAGAAGAUCGUCCAAUUCGACACGCGAACGGGGGAGCUUGUCCAGGAAUACGAUCACCAUCUAAAUGCCGUCAACACCAUUACCUUCGUAGACGACAACCGACGGUUCAUGACCACGUCUGACGAUAAGUCGCUACGCGCAUGGGACUAUAACAUUCCCGUACCCAUCAAGUACGUCGCGGAACCGUACAUGUUCCCAAUGACGCGCGCGUGCCUACACCCGUCGAACAAAUACGUGGCGUACCAGUCAUCCGACAACCAGAUCGUGGUCUAUGGCGCCAAUGACAAGUUCAGGCAAAAUAGGAAGAAGAGUUACCGAGGGCAUAACAACGCCGGCACAGCUAUCGAUGUCGCGUGCAGCCCUGAUGGGCAGUUCCUCGCGAGCGGUGACAGCGGUGGGUUCGUCUGUUUCUGGGAUUGGAAGACGUGUAAGAUGUAUCAUAAAUUACAAGCUGGUGACCAGCCGAUCACAUGCGUACAGUGGCAUCCUCAGGAGACGAGCAAGGUCGUUGCGGCUGGUUUAGAUGGUAUUAUUAGAUAUUGGGAUUAAGGUAGGAAGUUUGCAUAGCAGGGCAUGACACAACGCGGCGUUUUAGGAUGGGCUCGAGCAAAAGCAUCGUCGAUACCAUAACAUGACUUUUUCAAUGAAUAAUUUAUUCUCAAAUAUACAGUCUUCCUUUAGGUCGUUUAUCCUGAGAUAUUUUAUCAACACCCCUACAUCACGCCCCAUUCGAUGGUUAUUAUAAGAAUAUAAUUAUUAUCAAAGGCCCAGGAGUCAGGCAUGACAUGGUAAAGAAUCACUCGAUAAACAUUAACGCUAAAGCAAGCUCUUAGCCAGCCUCAUCAUAGGCGAAGGCGUCGAGCAGAAGAUUAUAAUCUAUGAAAUUCACCUCAUCGAGAGUCCAGGGUCAUGUACUAUAACCAAUUCGUGAGGCCAAGACAACCCAUCAACUCGCUUACUUCGUUCCCGGAACUAGUUCAUUGCAGCAACCAUAAGG